AUGGAUCAUCACCACAGAAGUUUGUGCCCAAAGAAAUUCGGAGGGAAAACCACAAAUGUGCAUCUUUCAGAGGAGAUAAGGGAAGACCCAUCUCACAAUAGUGCUACAAAGGGUCAUGUGUUAAUAUCGUCCGAUGAAAUGGUGCUCAUGCAAACCGCCAAGGCGAGUGUAGGCAAUAGAGACACAUCAGUUCAUGAAACAACUCGAUUGUUGUUUGAUUCGGGAUCACAAAGGACGUAUAUCACGGAACGACUAGCUAACAAACUAGGUUUAAAACCUACAGCCGAACAGGAAUUGAAGCUUGUUACGUUCGGAAGUGAACAUACAAAGGUAAUAAAGACAAAAUCAGUGAACAUUAACAUUACCUUAAAGGACGGAUCCUGUAUGAAGUUGACAGCAAAUGUAGUGCCUACAAUAAGUGGAACAAUUCAGAGGAAUCCAUUGACGAAGGUGCUUUCAAAACAAAUGGAACAUUUGAUUAAUAGUGUAGACCUAUCAGAUACUAUUCCAAGAGCUCAGGAAACCACAACAAUUGAUGUCUUGAUUGGGAAUGACUAUUACUUAGAUAUUGUGUUACCCCAACGAAUAGAGAUUGAACCCGGACUGUAUUUGUUAUCUUCAAAACUUGGAUGGAUUUUAACAGGCCGUUUGAGUGAAGUUGAAAGUGGAACUGAUACACUGAGCAUGUUUGUGUUGACGCAUGGUACAGACAUCACAAAACAAAGUACAUUUUCAAGCUUAGAUGCUUCAAUUUCUACUAAGCCAGAUUUGGAAGAUUUCUGGAACAUCGAGUCGAUUGGCAUAAUUGACAAUGUGGACAAGUCCGAUGAUGACAUCGCCAUGCGAAAAUUCCAGGACACCGUUAGAUUUGACGAUGGUCGCUAUCAAGUUACAUGGCCAUGGCGUGAAGAAGAUUUCGAACUGCCAUCUAACCGACAACUUGCUCUUGGUCGUCUGAGGUCCACAGUGGCGAGAAUGUGUAAAAGACCAGAGCUUUUCAAAAAGUACAACACAGUGAUUGAGGAUCAGUUGGAAAAGGGUGUUAUUGAAAAGGUGAACUUUGGAGACCAGGAUGGCGUGGUUCACUAUAUUCCCCACCACGCGGUUAUUACACCACAAAAAACGACCACCAAAUUACGAGUAGUGUACGACGCGUCCGCGAAGACACGAAAUGAGAACCACAGUCUUAAUGAAUGUUUGUAUCGUGGUCCAGUGAUUUUGCAACAGUUGUGCGGGAUGCUUAUACGAUUCCGUAUGCACAGGAUAGCAAUUACUGCUGAUAUAGAGAAGGCCUUCCUUCAAAUAGGAUUACAAUUAGACCAACGAGAUGUUACCAGAUUUCUCUGGUUGAAGAACUGUGAAACACCGACGGUGGACAAGGAUAACAUUCAAGAGUUUCGUUUUCGUCGAGUCCCGUUUGGUGUUAUUUCAAGCCCAUUUCUUUUAGGCGCAACGGUGCAAACACAUAUGGACAAAUACAGUACAAGUUUUGCGCAACAAGUGAAAGAUAACAUCUACGUAGACAAUUUGAUAACUGGAACUAACACUGAUGGUGAAGCAAUAUGUUUUUACAAAGAAGUGAAAUCAAUAUUCAAAGAAGCAUCAAUGAACUUACGAGAGUGGAUGACUAAUAGUGAAAUAGUUAAUCAAUACAUUCCCAGUAAUGACAGAGCUGACGGAAAACCAAUGACUGUUCUUGGAUUAUAUUGGAAUCCAAAGGAAGAUACAAUUGCACUAAAAACUACGGAAGCCCAUGAAGUCGAGACUAUAACCAAGCGUGUUAUCCUGAAAGUCGUAGCUUCAACAUUUGAUCCGCUUGGAUUAUUUUCUCCAGUAACUUUGAAUGGAAAGCUGCUGAUGCAACAGCUGUGGAAAGAGAAGCUUGAUUGGGAUGAUAUCGUUUCAGAUUAA
Messenger RNA from Mya arenaria, 1911 nucleotides. RefSeq lists its product as uncharacterized. Gene Ontology annotation, biological process: proteolysis. The transcript has a single exon. Gene Ontology annotation, molecular function: aspartic-type endopeptidase activity. Bases 1 to 1911 code for a protein of 636 amino acids. The record is from RefSeq and is a predicted model, not a curated record. NCBI's taxonomy places the organism in Eukaryota, Metazoa, Mollusca, Bivalvia, Myida, Myidae.